Molecule: messenger RNA, 3643 nt
Organism: Oncorhynchus gorbuscha (pink salmon)
Lineage: Eukaryota; Metazoa; Chordata; Actinopteri; Salmoniformes; Salmonidae
Product: neuronal membrane glycoprotein M6-a-like
Exons: 7
Coding region: 401-1204 (267 amino acids)
Biological process (GO): neuron projection development
Cellular component (GO): plasma membrane; filopodium; axonal growth cone
Source: RefSeq, a predicted model, not a curated record
AUGUAAAAAUAUAGGGUUUUAUCGACGUUUUGAAAUGUAGGCAUAUUCAAUCAUCACAGUUUGAAUUGAUGACUUGAACUUAGCGUAGCCAUACAUGCAGACAACCCAUGCUCUGUGUGCUUUUUCUUUGUUAAAAUGAACCAGGGAUUUAGCUUCGGACAGACCACACAAUACUGUACUUUUGUCCGUUUUCUUUACUCAUUAAAUCGGUCGGACAAAACACCAUUGAUUCGUCCGGAUUUUCCCCUCUAGAACUCUGCGCUUGCCAGUUCACCCGCUCGAUUGAUUACUGUUACGCCUGUGCAUUGCGACCCACAUUGGACUGGACUGCUGUAUCUCGAGAGUUGCUACUGAGGUCUACAACUUUAUUCACCACCACAGUGAAGAGAAAUAGCUUGAGAUGGGAUGCUUUGAGUGCUGCGUCAAAUGCCUGGGCGUCCUCCCGUAUGCCUCUCUCUUCGCCACCAUCCUUCUGUACGCUGGGGUGGCGCUGUUCUGCGGCUGCGGGCACGAGGCCCUCUCUGGCACCGCCACCAUCCUGCAGAACUACUUCGAGGUGGUCCGAGCUCCCGUGGAAACCCUGGACGUCUUAACCAUGAUUGACAUCUUGAAGUAUGUCAUCUACGGCGUGGCGGCGGCAUUCUUCGUCUACGGCAUCCUGCUGAUGGUGGAGGGCUUCUUCACCACCGGCGCCAUCAGGGACCUGUACGGAGACUUCAAGAUCACCGCCUGCGGACGGUGCGUCUCCGCCUGGUUCAUUAUGUUGACCUAUAUCUUCUUCCUGGCCUGGUUGGGUGUGACAGCCUUCACCUCGCUGCCCGUCUUCAUGUACUUCAACAUCUGGACCAUCUGUCAGAACACCACUGUGGUGGAGGGGGCCAACCUCUGCCUGGACCUGCGCCAGUUUGGCAUGGUAACUAUCGGGGAGGAGAGGAAGGUGUGCACGGGCUCCGAGAAGUUCUUUAAGAUGUGUGAAUCUAACGAGCUGGACAUGACGUUCCACUUGUUCGUCUGUGCCCUGGCCGGGGCUGGGGCUGCAGUCAUCGCCAUGGUCCACUACCUAAUGGUACUGUCUGCUAACUGGGCCUACGUGAAGGACGCGUGUCGGAUGCAGAAGUACGAGGACAUCAAGUCCAAGGAGGAGCAGGAGCUCCACGACAUCCACUCCACUCGCUCUAAAGAGCGUCUCAAUGCCUACACCUAAAGCACAUGACCCGUCCCGUCCCCCUAUCCUUCCCUCCCUCUGCAACACACACACACACGUCCAUGACACACACGCAGCAGAACACACACAGAAACCACACAAGCUAUUCAAUGUCUGGUGUUUAUGUUUGUAAGGGCACAAGUGUAAGGGGGGGGGGGUUUGUGGUGUCGUGUUGUGGGUGGUUUCGACUUCACUAAGCUUACGGGUGUGACGAGACAAGUCGUUCCUACGGGACCCUUCUUUCCUGUAUUGAGAUUUCCUUUGUAUUUCUCCUCCUCUUUACUCCUCCGUUUCUUCUUCUCAUACCCUACCCUUUCUCCCCUUUCUCCCCUCUUCUACCUCUUCCCCUCUUCUUUUUCCCAUUUGCAUUUUGUAUAUUAGUAGUAGCACAUCUUUUUACAAUGUGUCAUUGCUUUUUACCAUGUGUUGUUCUAUAUCUCGACGUGGAGAUAUAGUGCUUCCAUUUAUUUAUGUUUGGUUUUAGGAGGGGUCGGGCUGGGGGCUGUUGAGUUUUUAUCGCUUUUUAAUUCACAUUUACGCGUAAUAUAUAUUUAUACGUUCCUAAACACUCGUCAUCCAAUGGAGCUCCAAUCAUACAUAGGUUUUAAAAUCCAUUUUUAUUUCAACAUAUCCACUUAACAAGACCAAAAUGGGACCGAACUUGUAUCAUUUACAGGUAAAUUACAGCAUAAUAAGCUUCCGAAACAGUAAGCAUCGCCGGUAUAAAAACUAUGUACAGAAUCUUUUUUCAGAAAAUUCUUUAUUGGUUGGGAGUGCCAGGGAUUCUCAAACAAAACUAAGUUCCUUCAAGUGACUUUUUACAUAUUGCUAUAACUGUAGCUUGGCCUGUUAGAAACGUAUGCUGGCUUUGUUUAGUAGCCUAGUCAUUGAAGUUGUCUGUCAAUAACUAUAGUGUUCUGAAACUGUGAAAAGAAAACAGUUGUUUGAGUGGCAAGUCAGCAGAGUGAUGAAGAUGAUGAUGAUGAUGAUAUGUAGUAUAAGGAGGAAGAAGAAGAGGCUUGUGGGAAUGACAUGACGUAGAAAUUCAUCUGAUAGAAUGGCCUUUCAGGAUCUCGCCGUGGGGGAAACUCUGUAGAAAACCACUUUUCUCAUUCAUCACAGGCCAUAAAUCACAUGCAAAAUAACAUUUUACAGGUUUCAUUUGUACAUGAUUUAAUCUUCAACUUUUUAAAUGCAAGUUAUCAGAAGAGAAAAUACGAGAUGUUUUUUUUGUCAGUAUUCUGCUCUGUAUAUAUAUCUACGGUAUAUAAAUAUAUACAUAUAUGUGAGACACUUCAAUUUCAGGUCAUUCAUUUCAUUGGUCAAAGUUUGGUGAUAUUCUUGUGAACGUCCAUUUCAGAGAUUCCAGUGAAAUAAAUAUGGUAACAGAAUCUAGACGGCAAGCGGAUGAACAAGCUUUAGGCCUGAAACGGCCAUAUUGCUACACGUGGAAACAGUUGAAUAUCACAUUGAGAGAUAACUUAACCGUCUGCAGGGUUGGGUUCAAUUCCAUUUAUGUCCUGUCAAUUCAGGAAAUAAACUGACAUUUUUUGCAGAAUUUACUGAAUUGAAAGAAAACUGACCCAAACCCUGACUGUCUGUGAAGCUAUACUAAAAAACAUGGAAUGUCAUGAAAACAAUGACAACUAUAUUACUCUUGAGUAUGGACCAAACUUUGUCUUAACUCUUUCUACUACUCUAGUUUUGCAGUACAUCGUUUCAUCAUUCCGUUGCUAACAACAACAAAAAAAGAACAAAAAUGUCUUGGUGCACUUAUUCAACCAUCGUGAGCUCUUUCUUGGUGUUACGUGCGUUUGGAUUUGAAGCUGAAUCUCUGUACUGUAGUCAUGCAACGUUUGGUUAUUAACCAAGAAAAAAAUGACUUCUAUUAUCUAGUUAAAAAGAACCGUGAAUCUAGGUGUUAUUUGUGGCAUGGUUAUGCAUUCAGUGGUAAUCGUUUUUAACUGAUUCAAAACGUUUUUGAAAAUCCUCUCUCUUCAUAAUUUUCAUUUCUAAUUUUUACGCUUGGACUAUCUGAGUCAACUGAUUUCUUAUAUGUGCAGCAUUGUGGUUCCUACGCUAACAGUAUUAUGCUAAGUAAACAAAUAGCCUAUUAGGUUGUCGUGAAUGAUUUAGUUUCCCUUCCUCUGGUUUGUCAGAUUCAUUUUUGAAAGCCCUGUCUUAUAAAACAGAUACUACUUGUUCUGAUGUUGCGUAUUCACUUCUUCAGUAUUAACCUGACAAUGCUUUCCGCUUUCUCCUCCCAUAUUAGUCUUUUGUACUUUCACUAAGAAUGCUUUGUAGCAGGCUGUACGAUUCUUCAUAAUCUGUUUUGUACAUACAUGUGCCAAUGGCUUAAACAGUGGCUUUUUUUUAAACUGUAGGAACAAACUUGCUUGCGUUAAAUAAAAUACACUUGUGUACUUGUUAAUAAUUAAA